UCUCAUAAACGCCAACUCCCUCACCACUGACCCUGAUGAAGCGUCGAGAGGUGGCUCUACCACUUUGUUCCAUCUAUGGUCCGUCUUACAAAUUUCCACCCCAUAUAAUACACAGAUUCAGCCUGAACCAUGGAGGCUCUCGUUGGUAUUGCAGCCUUUGGCCUCGCAUGCAAUGUAAUGCAAACUAUACAAUUUAGCAUCCAGGCCGUCUCUAUGUGCAAGGCAAUGUACGCUGGGAGGUCUCCUGAUCGCGAACUUGUUGGUCACUGCAACAAACUAAAAGAUGCGGUUAAGAAGUUGGAGGAUCCUUCAGCCGCUCAAGCGGACCCCGAGCUACAGGCUAUCGCCAGAAAUCUCAUCGGAAAAGCAGAACAAUUGGAUAGCGAGCUCACGAAGAUCGCCAAUGACUCUGGAUCUAAAGUCCGCGCUGUGCGCAAUACCGUUUCGUAUGCUUUUAGUGGGAAGAGGAAGAUUAGGGGACUAGAGAAGUCCAUUAAGGCGUCGCAAGAGGUGAUGGAAACUAGAAUUCUUAUUGAUCUAAGAUCACAACUCGACCGAAUGUCGCAGCAUACAAGGAAACAACUCAAUGCUGUCGAUCAGAGGUUACGAACUUUUGUGGCUCAACUUGAAUUGGGGCAUUAUAAGCUAGAUCAAUUGAUCGCAGAAACCGGCGAGGUGAAGAAGCUCAUCCAAGCAGAGGCUGCGACGACUCGCACACAUAUUACGCAACAACUAGAACACAGCAGAACAUUGCAAAUAUCGAAGUCCCGAGUUGACACAUUUAUCAACAGCCUCACAUAUCCUGAGAUGAAUGCACGCCGGUCUGCUAUUCGUGAGGCAGGAAGAAACUCCUAUCGAUGGAUCUUUAAGGAUUCACGCGAUGAUGAUGAUGAUGACAGUGAGAACGACGAGGAGCGUAAAUGGGACAGUUUUGCAGAUUGGCUUAGAAGCGGCGAUAGCAUCUACUGGAUCUCCGGGAAAGCAGGUUCUGGGAAGAGCAGUUUGAUCCGAUAUCUAUGCGCGUCCGCGCAAACCAGGAGAUUGCUACAAGAGUGGAAGAGUAACGCGAUCAUACUCUCUGCUUUUCUUUGGAAUUCCGGAACGCCAUCACAAAGAAGUCAAAAACAUAUCUUCGCGGCUCUGCUCCAUCAAUUCCUGCUUUCACGAGACGAAGAGGUGGUUCGAUUGCUGAGAGAAAAUCCAGAUCUCAACAAAUCCACCAUCGAUGACUGGUCGAAAGAGGAGGUAUUGACUGCUUUCGAGGCAGCAUUGAAGAUUGUUAAUAUACCUGUCUGUAUAUUUGUCGACGGGCUCGACGAGGUCGAUCGGGAUUCUCACGAUGGCGAAACCGGUCUUCUCAACGCAAUCGACAGAAUGAGAGCCGUUACGAACGUCAAACUAUGCCUCGGUAGCCGCGAAGAAGCUGUAUUUCAGUCUUCGCUCUACAAAUACCCUAAGUUACGCCUUCAAGACCUCAACGAAGCCGACAUAUGGGAAUAUGUCAGACGCACGAUUGGUGCAUGCCCCAGCGGUCAUUUGGAAGCUGUAAAUGAUAGCAUUUGGCUCGACAACCUGGCUUGGAAGAUUGUUCGAAAAGCCGAUGGUGUUUUUCUGUGGGUACAUCUGGUGACGAAAUGGAUAUGUGAGGGUCUUUACGGUUUCGAUGAUGCUGAACUACUCCACGCCAGGCUUGAAGGACUUCAUCCCGGACUGGAAGGCCUAUACACAUCAAUGUGGAGCCGUUUGAACAGCAUCGAUAAAGAUCAAUAUCUAACGACAUCCUCGCUAUGCUUCCAAAUGGUCAUCCAAUUCCGGAAUCUCAAGUUUAUUGAACUACUUUUCUGCAUCGAUACUAAUCUUCGCAAAGCUCUUUUAGCAGGGGGAAAAGAUGUCAUCGAACAAACUAUCCUCAAUGCUGCGAUCGUUUUCCGUCGCCAAUUGCUUGUCCGCUGUGCUGGUCUACUAGAAACCGCAUGGCCCGGGGAGGCCCAUGAUACCAAAUUAGAGGACGUCCUCCAGUACGGAGUCAGCUUCAUACAUCGAAGCGCUCGUGACUUUUUGACAAGUACGAUCGACGGCAAAGACAUUCUGGGCCAUUUCGAGACGACUGAGGUUGAGUUGAAUUGCUAUUACACGCUCUCCUUGUUAGCAACUUCACUAGUCGAAAAGUCGGAUAAUCCAUAUGCAGGAUCUUUACGAUACAUUAAGUGGAUUCUGCAGACGCACAAAGGAUUGCACUGGCUUGAUUCCGAUGUGUUAAAGAAAAGCAUGCUCGAGUUAUUUGAUACCACCAUGAAGCGAAGACAACUACUCGAAAAGGAUACUAUGAAGUUGGCUUUAGGUAUCUGUCCCGCGUCCAUAACAGGCGUGGAACGGCUCAUACAAGACUUUCCAGGCCAGGCUGACACGUGGAGGUCUCGAGCACUAUUCCUGGCACUAAGUUAUGUGCGGGAGACCCAAGAGAACUGUUUUGUCAAUAUCUCAAACGACAUAUCUUCUCUAGGACGGGUUCAGCCUUACUUGGAAUUGAUCCACAAGCUGGUCGCGGGAGGCGCAGAAGUGAAGGACAUGACCGUUUCUUGUGAUUUCUCGUGGUGGUUUAUGUCUUGCACAACAAGCACUACAUUCAUCGACUUUCUGUUCCUUUUGAAAGACUUCCUGGACUACUCAAUUGAUCUGAACCAUAACCGGGUGGAACGCAUCCCCAGCGAGGAAGACCUUGCCAGACAUCGAGAUGCCUACGUCACGAUCCUGAUGGACUUCUUCAAACGCGGCGCAGACCUUAGUUCUACGACGAUACUUCGCAUCCGCGACCCCAAGAACAAUCGCAACAGCGACGCACCGUGGUCCUUCGACUUCGGGAACGACGGCCUUUACAGGUCCCUCAUUCUGGCCGAGAUGGAAGCCCGCGAGAUCCUCCACGGCUUCAAAGACGAAUUAGCGAAUUGGAUCGAAGACUGGCACGGUGACCCGAGAGAUAAACAACGACUCCUGAACUCCCUACGCACGCCCCCCCGGAGAUUGCCCAGGGCACAGUACGCCGUCAUCCGGUACGCAGACGGCCCAAUCCACUGCAUACAUAUCGACGAAGAUCGGUCCAGCAGGCUCCAGCACAAAGAAUUCAAUUUCUCCGUCUUCGUGCACGAGAUGUACUCGUAUGCACACGGCCUGCACACUGGGGGAAAAAUGGUGGAUUAUCAAGAGAUGGUGGACUCAUUGGUGCAGCAAAAGUACAUGCAAGAGGGUGCUAUGGCAACGCAGAACCCGCUUGGGCUCAACCCUGCGAAUGAUAUUGAGCGGUUUAGUCCGCAUGUGCCGUUGAGUGAAAUGAGCUGGGAGUAUCAGGGCGAAUAUGAUCAGCUUAUGAGAGCUAUGAAGGAGGGGUUUGGAAAGGAAAGUCAUGUGGAUGCUUCAGGCAGAGUCAAUGCUUUCAGGCGAGUUACUUAAGGGCUCUGUAUUUGGUGUUUCUGUUUAGCAAUUAGCGUUCGAAG
Molecule: messenger RNA, 3491 nt
Organism: Aaosphaeria arxii CBS 175.79
Lineage: Eukaryota; Fungi; Ascomycota; Dothideomycetes; Pleosporales
Exons: 2
Coding region: 130-3447 (1105 amino acids)
Source: RefSeq, a predicted model, not a curated record